CGUGCCCCUCUUCCUCCGUCGCUCGCAUCUGAGACGAGGAAUAGGGAGCCGAUCUUGUUCGCGGUGGGAGCCGAGGGGUGGGUGUUUGACGUUUUUGACUCGGAUCAUGGCGAGCAGUGGCUCGAGCAGGUAGAGAGCUGACCUGAGGUCGGAGACGCGGAUCGUUGGGUAGAGGUAGAGCCAAGGAGGAGAUCAAGAAGAGGGAGAGGGAGAGGGAGAGGGAGAAGGCGCGAGGGAGGAGGAUGGUGCUGGUGCUUGCGCUGGGGGAUCUGCACAUUCCGCACCGUGCGCCCGACCUGCCUGCCAAAUUCAAGUCCAUGCUCGUGCCCGGCAAGAUCCAGCACGUCAUCUGCACCGGGAACCUCUGCAUCAAGGAAGUCCAUGACUACCUGAAAAGCCUUUGUCCUGAUCUCCAUAUUACCAAAGGUGAAUAUGAUGAGGAUGCUCGGUACCCAGAGACUAAGACACUUACAAUUGGCCAGUUUAAACUAGGCUUGUGCCAUGGUCAUCAGGUUGUUCCAUGGGGCGACCUGGAUUCACUGGCGAUGCUCCAGCGGCAGCUGGACGUGGACAUCCUCGUCACCGGGCACAACCAUCAGUUCAAGGCCUACAAGCACGAGGGGGGCGUGGUCAUCAACCCGGGCUCCGCCACCGGCGCCUACAGCAGCAUCACCUACGACGUGAACCCGAGCUUCGUGCUCAUGGACAUCGACGGCCUCCGCGUGGUGGUGUACGUCUACGAGCUGAUCGACGGCGAGGUGAAGGUGGACAAGAUCGACUUCAAGAAGACGGCGACGAUGCACGCGUAGCUUGGCCCGGCACAGAAAAUGCUGCAACGAGUUUCCGACCUGUCCAGUUCCUGUUUUCCCCCUCUGCUUGAUUCAGAGCUCCCUUGAACUCUUGUUUCUACCGAUUGUUCUCGCAUGUUCAUGUGCAAAACACUGGAGCUGUUUUACAGUUUUAGCUAAUCAGAUUGUCAGGGUGGUGAUGUUAAAAUAAAUGUUGAGUCAAUAGUAUUGCAUUUGGCCCCGUUUGAAGCAAAAACAGCUGAGCCUUAAUCUGUACUUA
Molecule: messenger RNA, 1068 nt
Organism: Phragmites australis (common reed)
Lineage: Eukaryota; Viridiplantae; Streptophyta; Magnoliopsida; Poales; Poaceae
Product: vacuolar protein sorting-associated protein 29-like
Exons: 3
Coding region: 243-809 (188 amino acids)
Biological process (GO): retrograde transport, endosome to Golgi; intracellular protein transport
Cellular component (GO): retromer complex; endosome
Source: RefSeq, a predicted model, not a curated record